CAAAUUUUCUAGCACUCGUUCUUGCUUUUAGUAAACUACACAAGCUUAAGGACAACUAAUCAAGUAGCCUACUGUAGGUCUAACAUUUAAGUUAUUAACGCCCCGCGUUAGUGAAAUGGUUCAUAUUUAUUUAGAAAUUUUGACGAACAACAAUCAUUUUAUUAGCCUAUUAUUGCUGAAAACAGGAACAUACAAAACACAACAUAUCAAAAGUAGGGACACUUGAAAAGACAAUAACAAAAGUAAAACAUGGUAAAAAAUAAAUAAAAUACAAUAAAUAAAGCAAAUAUUUAAAUAUAUUUUUUUUAAAAACAACGACAAAAAAAUGCAAUAAAGGGCCAUUAUUUUACAUAAGAUUUCUUAUACGAAGACUUUAAAUGCGGAGCAAAUUCUAACAGCCUUCAUAGCAUUCACAUUAAAAUAAUUCUCCUUAAAAAGAGCUCAAAGACAGGUUUACAAUCUCGCGCUGAACCUGUAUUUAUAAUGGUGUGGCGUCGUGACGCUUCUGGAGGCGGAGUCAGAGUCAGACAGGUUUCACAGGUGUGUGUACAUUCACAACAACACAAGAAACCUGAGCGAAACCCUGACAAAUCACUGCUUACUUCGUCCAUUUCAGUAAAAGGCAAUGCCGGAAUCAAGCCGGCAACAUCACACAAGGGACAAAGACUACUCCAGUCGAGACAGGAGAGAUGAGGACAGGAGGUACAGAGAGGACAGGAGAACACCUGAUGGAGAUGACAGAUCACGAAGCCACCGAGAGAAACAACGAUAUGCUGACACACAAAGGGACCCCCGUGUGUACGAGGCCGCCCAAUAUCAUAGUCAGGGAGUGCCCAGUUACACCGAGACAUCAUCUUCAUACUAUGAUGACAGUCAACCCCACCAUCAUACACUUUACAACCUAAAAUACAUCACAACUAGCAGAGGCAUCUGUCAGGCCAUGGAGUUCUUCUUAGGCUUGUUGAUUGUCAUCUGUGCUGGAGUGAACCACAGUAACUCGGGUCGGUAUCGGGAUAUCGCCAGCCUAGGCGGUUUGUACCAGUACUAUUACGGAGGAGCCAACGCAUUCACCGGAGCCGAGGCGCAGAAGGUCCAGCAGCUCGACGAUCAGUUCUACCAGCUCAAACUGCCCCCUUACGUCUACAGCAUGGCAUGCGGCGGGGCGCUGAUGCUCUGCGCUUGUGCCACGCUGGCCCUCGGCGUGUUUCGCAUGCCCUACCGUUUCCCUCCUCUGCUGCUGGCUGAAGCCCUGCUGGAUGUGCUCAUAGGUCUCGGUUUUAUUCCUGCCGUCGCUUUCUACUUCAUAAAGCUGCAGGAGAUCUACAACAACCCCAUCUGUAAAGAGAGGGAAGCCAUGUACAGCAGCAAAGGUCACAGAGGAUUUGAGUGCAAUCUCAAUGGGGCAGACAUAGCAGGAGGCUUGUUUGGUGUUCUGGGGAUUAUUAUAUUCCCCCUAAGCGCCGUGUUGGCCAUCAGAGCCUUCAUACGAGUGAGGAAGAUGAAGCAGAGGCCGGCAGAAGACAACAACCUGUGAAGGUCACGCUAUUUCAUGUGGAAAGCACAGAAGGUCCUACACCAGUGUAAAUGCUUUGGUUAGUAUUUUUACAGUAUCAGAAGGAUAUGUAUUUUUCCAUUUUUCAAAAAGAGUUUUUAUUAUGAAGGACCUUUGCAAGUUUUUUAUAUUAUGUAUACUUUUUUUCCAUAUAUUCUUCACAAACAUUAGAUUUGAUUCUUUGAUUAAAAAGAAACACACAAUAUAUUGAGUGUUGAAUUAAAAAAACACAAAAUUAAUUACUUUAUUAGGGUUUCUGCAGGUCUUUAAAGUCUUUAUUCAUCCUUUUACAAGUUAAGGUGUUCAAUCCGAUCUGAAAGUGGUAAAUUCAUAAAGUCAUGGCAAAAAAUAUCUAAACAUUCUUACUGUAAAUCGUUUUCUUGAGAUGCAAAUGUAAAAGUCUUAAAAUAUUGAAAUAUUUGAAGCGUUUAUGCUUGAAACGAGAAGAAAUGUCAAUGAGGUAUGAAAACUGGUUUUCCCUUUAAAUUAAGUUGGUUUUCUGAGCCAGAUAUUUGUUUUAACCAUAAACUCGCUUCAUUUUGAUCAAUUUCACAGAAAACGUCAUUUGGUUUCUGAAGUAAGUGUAUCAUGAUUUUAAGAAUCUUUAGACAUUUGCACCAGAAAACAACAAAAAUGAAUAACACUGUUUUGCAGUGUGAUCAGAAGGUACAGUAAAAGUAACUUCCAUAUUCUAGUGAUUGGGCUAUUAAGCUAUUCUUAUGUAAAAUUUAUUAAAAAGAUGGAGAUCGGUUGGAUGUUGUACUUUCAAACUUAUGUAUGGCUAAUACAACUCAUUGGGUUUCUCUCAAGACAUUUACAUUCAGAGAACAUACUUGCCUUUAGUUGCCUUCAAUUUAUUUUCUAAAUGUUCUGUUUGGUGUAAAAUUUACCAUCAUGAAAACCUGCAGAAGCCUUGUAUAUAUUACAUACUCAUUUAAAUGUCUGUAUUAUCUUUGGUGCCAGUGAGCCUAGUUCACAGUUUGUAAUUUAACAUAUUAAGCAAGAUCAUUUCCUUCUUUAUAUGUGUGUCUGUUACGCAACUGUAGAUAUUAAAGUA
This is a messenger RNA of Onychostoma macrolepis, 2609 nucleotides long. It is a transcript of the gene marveld3, whose product is annotated as MARVEL domain containing 3. Gene Ontology annotation, cellular component: membrane. The transcript is spliced from 4 exons. The coding region runs from base 626 to 1534 and encodes 302 amino acids. The record is from RefSeq and is a predicted model, not a curated record. Lineage: Eukaryota; Metazoa; Chordata; Actinopteri; Cypriniformes; Cyprinidae.